Molecule: messenger RNA, 5756 nt
Organism: Spodoptera litura
Lineage: Eukaryota; Metazoa; Arthropoda; Insecta; Lepidoptera; Noctuidae
Biological process (GO): DNA integration
Molecular function (GO): nucleic acid binding
Source: RefSeq, a predicted model, not a curated record
UUUAUAUUGUAACUACUACUAUAUCGUAACUAUACAUGUGUUUGUGACGCGCGCCGCAUCCCCCCACCUCAGUUCAGUCGCAAAUAAACAGUCUUCAAGCAAACACGCAUUUUAAUUCAUAUAAUUCCUGCUAAGCAAAUAGUAACCUUAAUACCAUAAACAUAGUGGUCACAAUCGAGCCGAAUCUGCGAACCCACCUACUUAGUGAAAACAAGUUAUCGAAGCCACCGGCCGGCCGACGAGAACAAUAGCAUUCCAAGACUCAUUAGUGAAUGAAUAGAAAAAAAUAAAAAGGUGCAAUGAGUGCUAACGAGCUUAUUAACGUUUUAGAAGACACGGCUACAUUAUUACAGAAAACGCAAGUAAAUAUUAAGAAAUGCCCUAAAACCAGAUUGACAAAAGGUUACGUUGAAGCAAGAAUCAAAUGUAUAGAAGAAUAUUGGACAACGUUCAGAGAAACUCAUCAACAAUUAGUCAAGAUAACAUCGAAAGAACAAAAACAAAAGUUAAAUUACUUCGUUAACGAGGAUUUCUACAGUUAUGAAGACUUGUAUCUUAUGUUAUUAGCCGAUUUACAAGACCUUUUGUCGACGUUAAAUGCACCGUUACCCGCAUCAUCGAAAAAUAAUUCAUCAACUAAUACGAAUAAUGAUCAACUCGUUAGGCUGCCUAGGAUACAAUUACCAAGUUUUAGUGGGAAUUAUGAAGAUUGGACGACCUUUCAAGACCUAUUUAUUUCAUUAGUUCAUGAAAACACGGCGAUUAGUGAUGUGCAGAAGUUACAUUAUUUGAAAAGUAUUGUCACUGGAGAGGCCGAGCUGUUAUUGAAGCCUAUUCAAAUAACUCAAAGUAAUUAUGAACAAGCAUGGACUGUUCUCAAAUCAAGGUACGAUAAUAAAAGAUUGAUUAUUAAUUCAGUGUUAAAGAAAUUGUUUUCGCAAAGGAAAAUAAAUACACAAUCUGCAAAUCAAAUAAAGAGUUUAUUAGACGUUACAACGGAUUGUUUAAACAACUUACAAAACUUAAAUAUAAAUACGAACUCAUGGGAUCCUAUCAUUAUUUUUAUUUUGAUUCAGAAAAUGGACCCAGAGACUCACAAAGAGUGGGAACAAACUGUUUGUACAAAUGAAGCUGAUAAAUUACCUACCUGGGAUGAUUUAAAGCAGUUCUUGCAAUCAAGAUAUCGUACCUUAGAACUUGUAAUGUCAACAUCGGGCCUCCGUGAAAAACCUAUCAAAGAACGUUCACACCUCGUAACUGCUACAGCUGCAACUUCACCAUUGUCAGUUAAUAGAAAAUGCGUGUUAUGUAAAGAAAGUCAUACCUUAUGCCACUGUAAGGAAUUCACCAAACUGCAACCUGCUGAGAGAUCUGAGUAUGUGAAAUCAAACAACAUUUGCUUUAAUUGUUUGGCAGCUGGUCAUUCCGCAUAUCAAUGUAAAUUGCGAAUGUCAUGUCGUAUAUGCAGCCGACGUCAUCACACUCUACUACACCGACCUAAGGAUGCUGCUUCUUCGGUACAAUCUGAGGACUCUAAACAACCGAGAGCAAUACAGCACGGCGUAGAAGAGAAAGAGGAACUAGUCAACACUACGAUUGCGUCGCAUCACAGUACCAAACAAAGCACAAGUGUAGCACUACUGGCCACGGCAACAGUUUUAGCAAGGAACGACCAUAAUCACACUGUUGUUUUACGUGCACUAGUAGACCAAGGUUCGCAGGCAUCAUUCAUUAGCGAGAAGGCGACACAACUACUCAAGUUAACCAGGCAUACAGCAAGAGGAAGUAUCAUUGGUGUGGGAUCUACAAGAACCAACGUUGAUCACGUGGUACAACUAAGGAUUGGGUCUCGAUGGAAUCCAAGCUACGAGAUUAACGUUCAAGCAUACGUUAUGAGUAAACAGUUAACCACGAAGAUCCCCUCCAAGGCUGUCACUGUCACACAUUGGCCACAUCUAGAGGGACUCAACUUGGCGGACCCAGAGUAUCAUAAACGCGGUCCAAUAGACUUGCUUCUAGGUGUCAAAGAGUAUGCGCAAAUCGUGCAACAACAAUUAAUCAAGGGUCCUCCUGGUUCUCCAUGUGCUCAAGAAACCAACCUGGGAUGGAUUCUUUUUGGAGAAAUCAAUACCAAUGUUACAGAAGAAAGCUUUCUGGUCCUUCAUCAGCAAAUAGAAGUAGAUAACAUGUUAAAAUCACUUUGGGAAAUAGACACUGGAAAGAAAAGAAUAUUAACAAGAGAAGAAAAGCUAUGUGAAACAAUAUAUGUAAACACUCAUGCAAGAACAGAAGAAGGAAGAUAUGUAGUAAGCUUACCCUUUAAAACUGAAAAUCCCUUAUGUCUAAAUGGAAAUACGAAGGAAAUAGCAAGAAAGAGACUACUACAGCUUGAAAGAAGAUUUAGAAAGGAGCCUUCACUAAAAGAAAACUACCAAAAGGCCAUGCAAGAAUAUAUAAAAUCAAACUAUAUGGAAAAAAUACCUGAAAAUGAAAGUAAUAAAAACAAAGCUGUGUACUUACCUCAUCACGCAGUAAUCCGCACCGACAAAGAAACCUCGAAGACGCGCGUCGUGUUUGAUGCUUCAGCCAAAGGGUCGAAUGACGUUUCGCUCAACGAUGAACUGCUUGUAGGUCCGCAACUGCAAGACGACCUUAGAGAUAUUGUUAUGCGGUCGAGAUUACAUCGCGUCUGCUAUGCCAGCGAUAUCCAGAAGAUGUUCCUUCAAGUCUUAUUACAUAAAGAAGAUGCCGAUACUUACCAACGCCUUCUAUGGAGAGAAGAAGAGUCAGAUCCAAUCAACGAAUACCGUAUGCUUCGUGUUACUUUUGGUACAGCUUCAGCACCCUAUUUAGCAGUAAGAACGCUUCAUCAAGUGGCUGACGAUGAAGGUGGGAAUCACCCAGAGGCUGUACGAGUAAUCAAAUCAGAUCUUUACAUGGAUGAUUUGAUCUCCGGCGAGGACACGGCAGAACAGGCUAUACAGGCAGCGCAAAAAAUUUCAUCUAUACUGCAAAGGGGUGGCUUCAUAUUAUCAAAAUGGUCUUCAAAUUCUAAGGACUUUAUGCAAUUCAUAGAUGCAAAUAAGAGAUCAACGCGAGUACAAUUAGAUUUAAAACUAGAUGGAACUGUACAAGCCCUGGGAUUGAUCUGGAAUCUAGGAACAGAUCAAUUUCAGUAUAAAAUAGACUUACCUCCAGUUUCAGACAAAAUUACAAAAAGAACAAUCUUAUCAGACAUGCAGAAACUGUUCGACCCGCUGGGAUGGAUCGCUCCAAGUGUAAUCUUGGCUAAAAUAUUGAUACAAAAAUUAUGGAUGGAAAAGACUGGCUGGGAUGACAAAAUAAGCCAAACCCUGAUCGACGAGUGGUUGACUAUUCGUAAGGACUUUGAAGAAGUUAAAAACAUAUAUAUUGAUCGAUGGCUUGGCACAUUUAGCAAUGAGGUAGACAAGAUAGAAAUUCAUGGCUUUAGCGACGCCUCCACGCGAGCAUACGCUGCAGUGGUUUAUGUCAGAAUAAAGAGGCAGGAUGGCUCGGUGUCGACAAAACUGCAAGCAGCAAAGACUAGAGUGGCACCGCUGCGUACUGUGUCCCUACCACGGUUAGAGCUGUGUGGGGCGCUGUUGUUGUCGAGAUUGCUUAAGCAAAUACAACAAGCCCUGCGAAUACCUACCUCAAACGUCUAUGCAUGGACAGAUUCAACCAUUGUCCUUGCAUGGUUAUCAGGCGAUCCACACAAUUGGAAGACGUUUGUAGCAAACCGGGUUGUAGAGAUAGCUGAAAAUGUAGACAAUAACCGGUGGUUCCAUGUCUCAUCUGAAGAUAAUCCAGCAGACAUUGGGUCACGUGGUAUGCUACUAGUUGACCUGGAAAAGUCUGACUUGUGGUGGAAGGGUCCAACUUGGCUCUCUGAAACAGAAAUAAUAUUAAAACAAGAAUGUGCAUCUACUGAUUUAGAAAGAAAACCGGACAAAAUACAAGCAAAUUUAAAAAUAGAUAUUGAGGAAGGCCUGACGUCACAAUUUAAAGAAUAUACUAAUUUACAAGAAUUGAUAAAAGCGAUAACAUAUUGUAUAAGAUUUUUAAAAUUUAAAAGAAAUCUGGAAAACAUGGAAAAGGAUUUUACUACAAAGGAAUUAGAAAGAGCACUCAUGAAAUGCAUAGUAUUAGUACAACAAGAAGAAUUCAAAGAUGAUAUAGAGAGAUUAAAAUCAAAUAAAGCAUUAAAAAAGGAAAGUAAAAUUAAAACCUUGAAUCCUUACCUUGACGGAGCUGGUAUCCUCAGGGUGGGCGGUCGACUUCGUAACGCGAACUUGGAUGAGCAGAUUAAACAUCCUAUUGUAUUAGGAAACAAGAACGAUUUGGUGACCUUGAUUAUCGCUGAUGCACAUGCUAGAACAUUGCAUGGUGGUGUUCAACUCAUGUUGAGUUAUCUAAGCUCAAGGUAUUGGAUUAUACGCGGCAAGACACUCAUAAAAUCGUGCAUUCACAAGUGUCUUAUAUGUGCCAGACUUAGAGCAAAAUCAAGAACACAGAUAAUGGGUGACCUGCCUAAAGUGAGAGUCACUCCUGCUCGAGCUUUCUUACAUACCGGAGUUGAUUUUGCCGGCCCAUUUCAGAUAAGCAUGUCCAAAGGAAGAGGCAUUAGAACUCAAAAGGCGUACAUUUGCGUAUUCAUAUGCAUGUCAACCAAGGCAAUACACCUUGAGCUGGUAAGCGAUUUAACCUCAGAAGCCUUCAUCGCUGCAUUCAAGCGGUUUGUUGCAAGAAGAGGAAAAUGUAGCGAUAUAUGGAGUGACCAGGGACGAAACUUUGUUGGUGCCAACAAAGAGCUGAUGGCUGCAUGGAAAGAAGCAAAUCUGGUCUUCGAAGGUGUAAUAUCAAACACACUGGCAAUGGAAGGAACGCAAUGGCAUUACAUACCAGCGUACUCACCGAACUUUGGUGGUUUGUGGGAAGCAGGUGUAAAGUCGGUCAAACAUCAUUUGAAACGCGUUCUCUCCACCAACCUCACGUACGAAGAAAUGAUUACCGUGCUGUGCCAGAUAGAGGCCUGUCUCAAUUCCAGACCGCUGUGUCCUAUCGACGACAAAGAUCCAGACUGCAUAGAAGUACUUACACCUGGACACUUCCUUAUUGGUGAAGCUCCUAUCGUUGUACCGUCGCCUGACUUCAAAGACGCAAAGAUGCAUUCCCUUUCCCGGUGGCAGUACACACAAAAGUUGCUAGGUGAUUUCUGGCGACGUUGGCAACAAGAAUACUUAACAAGAUUACAACAACGUCCCAUUUGGUUAAAGAAAAUAGAAGAGUUCAAGGUCGGUGAUGUUGUUUUAAUAAAGACCGACGGAUUACCACCAGGAAAGUAUUCCCUGGGUCGUGUUAUAGAGAAACACCCCGGAGAGGACGGCGUUACCAGAGUCUACAGUAUAAAAAGCGGCAACAGCAUAGUGAAGAGAUGUUGUUCAAAGUUAUGCGCAUUACCUAUUGAUUUUGAAUAAAUGUUUAGUGUGAAUUUUACAUAUAAGAUAUAUGUAUUAGGCUAAGAUGUUUUUUUUUAUGUUUAGAAAAGAACUACGUCCUUUUGGUGGGCGGCAUGUUGUAUUUAUAUUGUAACUACUACUAUAUCGUAACUAUACAUGUGUUUGUGACGCGCGCCGCAUCCCCCCACCUCAGUUCAGUCGCAAAUAAACAGUCUUCAAGCAAACACGCAUUUUAAUUCAUAUAAUUCCUGCUAAGCAAAUAGUAACCUUAAUACC